This is a messenger RNA of Cercopithifilaria johnstoni, 690 nucleotides long. The record is from the annotation of a GenBank genome assembly. Lineage: Eukaryota; Metazoa; Nematoda; Chromadorea; Rhabditida; Onchocercidae.
AUGCGUUUUGAAUUGGCUACUGUUGAAAAGAGGUUGCAACUGAAGUCAGUAACGUUCACUGGAAAUAGUGAUCUCACAUCGAAAAUUUACACCGGAGUCAGUAAUGAUCAUUCGGCAGAAACCUGGAGCAAAUUUUUAUCUACAUUUUCAAGUGAGAUGAAAAUGAAAAGAAUAAUAACAACGGAAGAAAAAACUCGAACAGUAUUUGUUGGAAAUGCGCCGUUGUCAAGCAAUAAAAAAGAAUUAGAAAAUUAUUUUCGCAGUUCGAUGCCGUUGAGAGUGUACGACUACAUUAUUUUACUGCUACCAUCGUUAGUGAUUAAUAGUUAUUUCACCAGAAACGGCGAGAAAUUUGGCAGGAAUUUGUUAAGAUUGAAUGGUUGUUGUGGAAAAAGGAAGUGCAGUUGCAAAACAGCAGUUUUUAUCUAUCUUAUGAUGUGUCCAAAAACGAGCUUAUUGCACAUUUUGAAACAGUUUUGUUUUUACAAUACUUACAAAUUUUUCAAAAAAGAUUCAUUAACGCUGGAAGGACUAGUAAUGGUAAAGGUUUUUGCUUUUGUGGUAUUCAAGGAGAAUGAAGCCGUGUCUUUUGCGUACGGCUUGAUGGAUCCAUCUUCAAAAAGUGUGUUAAAAGGGUGCAGAAGAAAAACAAGAUUGGUUACACGGAAGCGUAGACUAGCCAUUUUAUAA